Messenger RNA from Neoarius graeffei (lesser salmon catfish), 432 nucleotides. RefSeq names its product hemoglobin subunit alpha-2-like. The transcript has 3 exons. Gene Ontology annotation, molecular function: oxygen binding; haptoglobin binding; heme binding. Gene Ontology annotation, cellular component: hemoglobin complex; blood microparticle; haptoglobin-hemoglobin complex. The record is from RefSeq and is a predicted model, not a curated record. Gene Ontology annotation, biological process: oxygen transport; hydrogen peroxide catabolic process. NCBI's taxonomy places the organism in Eukaryota, Metazoa, Chordata, Actinopteri, Siluriformes, Ariidae. Bases 1 to 432 code for a protein of 143 amino acids.
AUGAGCCUUAACGCAAAGGAUAAAGCCGCAGUGAAAGCUUUCUUCAGUAAAGUCAGUGGCAAAGUUGAGGAAAUUGGCAACGAGGUCCUCUCCAGGACUUUUGUUGUCUAUCCUCAGACGAAGAUUUACUUUUCCCACUGGAAGGACUUGAGCCCAGGCUCUGCCCAGGUGAGGAAGCAUGGACUGACAGUGAUGCAGGGAGUCCUCAGUGCUGUUGAAAUGAUUGACGACCUCAGAACAGGUCUGCUCAGCCUCAGCGAGCUGCAUGCCUUCAGGCUGCGAGUGGACCCCUCCAAUUUCAAGAUCAUCUCGCACAACAUGCUCGUGGUCUUUGGCAUGCUGUUUCCCAAAGACUUCACCCCUGAGGUCCAUGUUUCGGUGGACAAGUUCCUCGCACAGGUCAGCCUGGCUCUCUCUGAGAAAUACCGUUAA